AUGCACCGCAUUCAGACCGCCGGACUGGGUGUGAAGAAUGACCAACAUACUACUCUGCACGGGCUACGAUGCGAUCGUAUAAGUAACGUUAGCCUUCCCGGAACUGCUUCGGGCAGUCGGUGGGACAUCACUCUGUCAGGGGACACGGUCUCAACCGUAGAGCCUUGCGAAGAUAAAGUGCAACCACCAGAUCCGGUCACCGAGCACAACGUCAUCGAUGCCAAAGGUGCUCUACUCGCACCUAGCCUGUGUCAUCCGCACGUUCACUUGGACAAAGCAUACCUGCUCAGUCACCCGAAGUAUGCGGACCUCCAGAUCGAGCGCGGCGACUUUGCCGAGGCCAUGGAGCUCACAAGCAGGGCCAAAGCCCAGUUCGAACAUCUGGACUUGCUUGAACGAGGGCAGAGACUCAUCGACGAAAGCGUAAAAGCAGGCGUUACUCACAUGCGUGCCUUCGUCGAGGUCGACGCCGGCGUAGGCACGAAGUGCUUGGAUGCAGGCUUGGAGCUGAAACGGAAGGCCGAGGAGCACGGCCGCUGCUUCGUGCAACUGUGUGCGUUCGCCCAGUUACCGCUCUUCACGGCCUCCGGUGGCGAUCCGGACGGCUCUGUAAUCAGAUGUUUACUAGAGCAAGCGGCUAAGACCGACGGGGUAGAUGUGGUGGGUAGCACGCCGUACGUGGAAGCUGACAGAGACAGGAUGGAGCAGAAUGUAGCUUGGAUGGCCGAUCUGGCAAUAGAUCAGAAUAAGCACCUUGACUUCCAUCUUGACUACAACCUUGACCCGAAGGUAGAACCGUUGCUCUGGCAUGUCACAGCCACACUACGCAAAAAGCACUGGACUUCAUACAACGAGAAUCGUAACAUCGUCUUGGGACACUGCACGCGCCUGACGCUGUUCUCGUCUCAAGAGUUCGAGCGACUGCGAGAAGCGAUCGGCGGCCUGCCCAUCUCCUUCGUUGGCUUGCCGACCAGUGAUCUUUAUAUGAUGCGCGAGGCGAACCAGAGGAGAGGUACGCUUGAUAUAGUGAGCAUGAUACAACGCUACGGUAUGAACGCAUGCUUGGGUAUCAACAAUAUCGGCAACGCUUUUACACCUCAUGGAAGCUGUGAUCCGUUAGCUUUGGCUUGCAACGGCAUAGGGAUUUACCAAUCAGGAACGAAGAAAGAUGUGGAGCUUCUGUACGAGUGCAUUAGCACACGUGCGAGAGAGGCGAUCGGGCUCGGUCGAGCGAAGCAGACGAUCGAGAAUGCUGAUGGCGAUCCAGAAGAAGUGACGGAUUUCGCGUUCGAAGUUAAAGAGGGCGACACUGCGCUUCUACUCUUCGGUGCCGAAGAAGAUGCUUGGAAAACGAGGAAAAGUGUCUCCGAAGCUGUGUAUCUGUAUGACCACUGUCAGGGCCGGCGGGUGUUCCUGAAUGGUAAGCUUACCAUCUAA
Baudoinia panamericana UAMH 10762 is the source of this 1437-nucleotide messenger RNA. RefSeq lists its product as uncharacterized. The transcript has a single exon. Gene Ontology annotation, molecular function: hydrolase activity, acting on carbon-nitrogen (but not peptide) bonds, in cyclic amidines. The record is from RefSeq and is a predicted model, not a curated record. The coding region runs from base 1 to 1437 and encodes 478 amino acids. NCBI's taxonomy places the organism in Eukaryota, Fungi, Ascomycota, Dothideomycetes, Mycosphaerellales, Teratosphaeriaceae.